Messenger RNA from Musa acuminata AAA Group (dessert banana), 339 nucleotides. RefSeq lists its product as uncharacterized. Lineage: Eukaryota; Viridiplantae; Streptophyta; Magnoliopsida; Zingiberales; Musaceae. Gene Ontology annotation, molecular function: nucleic acid binding. Bases 1 to 339 code for a protein of 112 amino acids. The transcript has a single exon. The record is from RefSeq and is a predicted model, not a curated record.
AUGAAUCGGGCAAUCCUAGAAGGACUCAAGAAGAGGGUCUCGAGCGCGCUUGGGUCCAGGGUGGACAAACUCUCUAGUGUCCUGUGGGUGCUACGAACGACCCCCAAGUCCGCCUCGGGGGAAUCCCCGCUCAGCCUGGCGUUCGGAACCGAAGCAGUCCUUCCACCCGAGGUGGUAUUCCUGACCUUGUGCACCGCCACCUUCGAGCAAAACAACUUCGAGGAGGGCCUCAGGGCUAACCUAAACCUCCUUGAAGAGAAAAGGGCCGAGGCGCACCUACGCACCCUGGUCUACAAGAAAGCUACAACCCGACUUUACAACCGUAAGGUUCGCCCUUGA